Molecule: messenger RNA, 1014 nt
Organism: Benincasa hispida (wax gourd)
Lineage: Eukaryota; Viridiplantae; Streptophyta; Magnoliopsida; Cucurbitales; Cucurbitaceae
Source: RefSeq, a predicted model, not a curated record
AUGGCAAUUUCAGAAGGACGACCUAUGUUUCUAAAGUCAGUGGAUUGUUCUGGUGAGACUAAAGACAAGUAUUUCAUUGCAAAUUUGAUUAAAGAAGUUAUUAAUGAAGUUGGGCAUGAGAAAGUGAUUCAAGUGAUAACUGACAAUGCUCCUAAUUGCAAAGCUGCAGGACAAAUUAUCAAAUCACAAUUUUCCACGAUUGUAUGGGCACCAUGUGUAGUGCAUAUCUUGAACCUUGCUUUGAAGAAUAUAUGUGCUGCUAAAAAUGUCGAAAACAACCAACUUGUGUAUAAGGAGUGUAGUUGGAUCUCGGAUAUUGCUAGUGAAGUCAUGUUUGUGAAAAAUUCUAUUAUGAAUCAUUCGAUGCAGCUUGCUAUGUUUAAUGAAUUUGUAUCUCUAAAAUUUCUAUUUGUGGCUGAAACACGCUUUGCAUCUAGUAUCAUCAUGCUUAAGAGGUUUAAACUUAUUAUAGGUGAUUUACAAGUCAUGGUCAUCAGUGAUAAAUGGGCAAAUUAUAAGGAAGAUGAUGUGGUAAAGGCAAGACGUGUGAAGGAUUUGGUGCUUAACAACUUAUGGUGGGACAAAAUUGAUUAUAUUCUUGCCUUCACUACACUUAUCUAUGACAUGAUUAGAGCUUGUGAUACAGAUGCACCUUGUCUACAUUUGGUGUAUGAUAUGUGGGAUGAAAUGAUUAUAAUGGUGAAGGCAACUAUUUAUAAGCAUGAAGGAUUGCAACCAACUAAACCUAGUGACUUUUCCUCUUUUUAUGACGUGGUUUAUAAUAUUCUCAUUGAUCGCUGGAAUAAAAACAAUACUCCACUUCAUUGUUUAGCACACUCGUUGAAUCCGAGGUACUAUAGUAAAGAAUGGCUUUCAGAGUCCCCUAAUCGAGUGGCCCCACACCAAGAUAUCGAACUAUCUCAAGAGAGGAUGAAGUAUUUUAACAAAUAUUUUAGUGACCCUAGGGAUCGUGCAACCAAAAUCCCUUGGACGCGGAUUUUCAUAAGUCGAUAG